GCUCUGGGGUUUCAAGAGAACGCCACGCCCCCCGCCCGCGCCGCCGCCUCCACCGGGUGCGGCGCCGGCAGAAAGUCGGAAAGUAGUCACUUCCGCCGGUGCUGCUGUCUGCAUCCGGGUCAGCUACGCCGCUGCCGCUACAGCCGCCUCUGUGACCCGGGUACUGGGCCUGGGUCUCCACUGCGGUCCGAGGGGAGUGGGCUCCGCUCGGCGCUACCUUCUGCGACCUGGCCGUCAGCCCCACGUCGCCGGCCUGGAGGGGCGAAGAAGACGAGGGGGCCAAGGCUUCCUCCGGGGACAUUGGCUCUCUGGAUUAUCAGGAGUUUGCAGUUGACAUUGAGUCCAAGUUGAGGAUGGAAGGUGUAGAACUUAAGGAAGAAUGGCAAGAUGAAGAUUUUCCAAUACCUUUACCAGAAGAUGAUAGUAUUGAAGCAGAUAUAUUAGCUGUAACUGGACCAGAGAGCCAGCCUGGCUCAUUAGAAGUUAAUGGAAAUAAAGUAAGAAAGAAACUGAUGGCUCCAGACAUUAGCCUGACCCUCGAUCCUAGUGAUGGCUCUGUGUUGUCAGAUGAUUUGGAUGAAAGUGGGGAGAUUGACUUAGAUGGCUUAGAUACACCAUCAGAGAACAGUAAUGAAUUUGAGUGGGAAGAUGAUCUUCCAAAACCCAAAACUACUGAAGUUAUUAGGAAAGGUUCAAUUUCCGAAUACACAGCAGAAGAGGAAAAGGAAGAUGGACGACGCUGGCGUAUGUUCAGAAUCGGAGAACAGGACCACAGGGUUGAUAUGAAGGCCAUUGAACCCUAUAAAAAAGUUAUCAGUCAUGGAGGAUAUUAUGGGGAUGGAUUAAAUGCCAUUGUUGUGUUUGCUGUCUGUUUUAUGCCUGAAAGUGGUCAACCUAACUAUAGAUACCUGAUGGACAAUCUCUUUAAGUAUGUUAUUGGCACUUUGGAGCUAUUAGUAGCAGAAAACUACAUGAUAGUUUAUUUAAAUGGUGCAACGACUCGAAGAAAAAUGCCCAGUCUGGGAUGGCUCAGGAAAUGCUAUCAGCAAAUUGAUAGGAGGCUACGGAAAAACCUAAAAUCUCUAAUCAUCGUACAUCCCUCUUGGUUUAUCAGAACACUUUUGGCUGUUACAAGACCGUUUAUUAGCUCAAAAUUCAGCCAAAAAAUUAGAUACGUCUUUAAUUUGGCAGAACUAGCGGAACUUGUCCCCAUGGAAUAUGUUGGCAUACCAGAAUGCAUAAAACAGUAUGAAGAAGAAAAGUUAAAAAAGAAACAAAAAAGAGUUGAUCAAGAGCUUAAUGGAAAACAAGAUGAACCAAAAAGUGAACAGUAAGUUUGGCAUCUAGUCCAAACAAGACUGAAGAAUGUGCUGAUGAAGCAGUGCUCUUUUUUGCAUUUAUAAUGCAUUUAUUGGCCCUGAUUUUUAUGUAACCUGUUACAAAGUUGACUUGACUUUUUCUCAAUGGACUUUUGUAUACGGGACUGUUCACUGCUGUAUUGUUUUGCAAAUCUCUUGAAUUUAGCUCUUUACUAGCUAAUGAUAUUGUAAUCAUUUUAUAUUGCUAAAAGCAGAGAACCUCACUUUAUAUAAAGUGGUUUUUGCAUUUGUUUAUUGAAUGAUGCGUCUUCUUCAGUAAAAUAUUUAUAUGCCUAAUUGGUAAAGGAAAGAAAUAAUAUAUAUUUUUAUGUUUUGAGCAAUAUUUUUUAAUGUAUACCUGUCUUAUGGAAGAAUAUGCAGAUAAAUAAGACCAUGAUAUUUGAAGUGCAUGUUAGAAUUUUUGUGUUUUGUAAAUGGUUAACUACAUUUCCUGGGUAACUUAAAAAACGAAGUGGCUCAUAAGGUGAGAGACGGUUAAACUGGUUGUCAUGAAUACCCAAAGGUCAUAUGUAUAAUCUAAGUAGAUUAGUGCCGACCUAAGCUUUUUUAAUUACAUAAUAUAUAUUGUUCCUUAAUUCAGAAGCACAAAUACAAGUGUACUGCACACUUUUUCCUUUUUACACUUAAAGACAACUUUAAAAGCCAGUUAUAGAACUAGAGGAUUUAAGAGGCUGAGAAUUGAGGUUUGUACAUAUAUGUAUAUACGGGACAUUUUAUCUCCUGGCCAAAAGUUAGACCUUUAUAAAAAUCUUAGAUUUGUUCACUAAUGUGAAAUAAGCUGUGUCCAUGGUAUCAUGCUCCUGAAUUUGUGUGAGUGCAGUGUACUGUUCGGAGAACGUGAUGAGUUCUUUACUGUCACUACUUUUCUGUAGAACACAGGAGCUGCUUUUUUAACUGCUCUCAAUGUGGGCACUUUACGAAAAUACUUCCUUAUCAGUUAUUGGAACUUGGUAGGUGUUUGACCUAGUCAGAUAUGGUGUGUUUUCACAUUUCCUAUUGAAUCAUGUUGACAGUACUGUAGAUUAAGUUAUUUUCUAAAUCUUAGAGCAUCAUUGUAUUAUACUGUUUUGGAUGAUACAUUUGAUAUAGCAUAUAAACUCCUUGUUUAAUUUGGCAAGUACCUGGACUCUUGCUUCCAAACAGAACUAAAUUUACCCACAGAAUCACCCUAAAAGAACUGAUUGGUCUAAUAUUGUGUCAUAUACUUGUGUGACUCAUAUACAUUUAGUAAACUUAGCACCCUCCUAAUUUGAGGCUCAUACCACACUUCUGCUCUUCUUAUAAGGUAAUUUACAAAAGAGUGUCCUGGAGUAGCGUAAUUGAAGUGGAUGAGAGCUAAGCUUCUAAGAUUUAUUCUAUCCUAGACUGAAGACAUGUGGUUUUUACCAUUUCUACUUUUAGUAUCAAGUUCCUAUUACAAAAAAGAAUUAUUCUUUACUUUCUAUCCUCUUCAGUCAUAAACUUGGCAUCUAACUUAAGUCCAAUUAUGGGAGAUGCUGGAGGAUUCCCAGGAUGAGAUGCUCCUCAGCUGCCUCCUGGCUUGACUUGGAUCCAGCAGCUGUAGGCAGAUUGUGAACUAAUGUCAUUAUAAUGAAUAAAAUCAAAACCAUUAUUGCUUGCUAAAAUGUUAGAAACACUUUGUACUGAAAACACAAACUAACAAUAAUUUAGGCAUUCCUUCUGACUUCACCAUAUAACAAUUAUGAAUAAAGGAUAAUAUUGAAUUUAAUUGUGAUUAGAGUCUAUAAUUGUAGAGUGCUUUAAGUAGCCUUUUAUCUAUAAGUCUUCAUCUGGCUCAGAAUGGGCUGAGCUUUAUUAAAUGGGUGGUUUUCCUCCACAUCAAGUACCCAGUUCAAUUUCAACAUUUUAUUAUGUUUAUUGACUUUUCCUUUUGCAAGCAUUGUUCCAAACUACAGAAACAACUUGUUACAAAAAUGGUGCAUUUUUAAAAAUAUUUUUUAAAAGUAGGAUUAGCCUGUAUUCUAUUAGAACAUUAAAAUUCAGAGGGAACAGUGAUAACACUGGAAUAUAACAAAAGGGAUGUGCUGUGAAUCACUAGAUUCAAAGGAUACCUGCUCUAACCUACACUUGAAUGGAAUCUGGUAUAGGGACAUGCCCCAUAAUAAAUGUUUCAUAAUUAUAAGACUUAUGUAGGUUAGAAGGAAAGUGUUUAUUAAAUUUGUUAUUUGUAAUUUGUAGCUAUGUUGACAUUUCCCCCAUAUCAUUUCAAUUUCAGUUUUCCACUGCUGAUUGAGGUCAAAUACAUAUAUUUGUAUUAUUUUACCUUUAUGUUGGGGUCAUGGAUCUAACUUAACUGGUUUAACUUGAUGCAUCUUUCACUUUUUUUGUUAUACUUGGGCUCUGAGUACCUCUUUUUAGUCAACAGUUUCUCAUGUAAAGUAAUUUGUGUUCUACUUGGUUAUAUUCCUAAGUACCACCAAGGAAAGAUGUUAUAUUGACCCCAUAGUUUAAGCUUAAUAGUCUUUAACUCAGGGGGGAUGGGUAAUAAAGAAAUAUGAUUCUAAGUAGGGCCCCGCUGGUAGUUGGAAAACAAGAUAACAGAAAAAGGAAGUAGGAGGAAGAAAACUAUAAAGGGGUAAAGAGUUAGCUGUUACUAAGAUGCCACUGACUGUAUCCGUUACAGGAAGUACUGUGUAUGGCAGCUGUUGGUACCAUUUCUUGUAUCUAGCAGGAAAACCUGCAGGCAACUCACAGAGUAUGUGAAGGAGGAAAAGGUUGAUAAUACCUGUAAUGAGAAUUCAUAUUUUCUUCUGCUUUAUCCCUUCAUAUAGAAGUAAGUUUGAACAGAGGGUCAGCAUUAUAGUGCACAAAUUAAAGUUUAGGAGUUGGGUUAUUUUUCAUAUUACAUGGUUGGUAAAUAUAAAUGAAGUUUUCCAAAAUAGACAUCACUAUUUAGUAACUGCACUGAAUACUGAAAUUUGCUGAUUGACAGAUAUAUUUUGGUAGCUAGAAUUUCUUCAACUGCAAUUCCAAAAUUUUUAAAAGUAAGGGAUCUGAUUUUUUUAGAGAGACUUUGUAAAUAACUGUAUAGUGUUACUAUUUGGCUGUUUUUAUGUGAGUGCUCAGGGAAUUUGAAAGUUUCAUUUAAUGCAGGAAGUGGCUUUUUAGAUUUCUUCAGUUGAUAGAUAAAUUAGCAUUAGGAUAUAUCUGAUAGAACAGGCCAGUUUCCUGAUCAGGUUGGUAAGGUUGUAUAAAACGUUACAAGUAGCUUCAUCUUUCCUUUUCCUAUGUUACAUGUGGAAAAUUGCUAACAUUGCUCAAUCAAAAGGGAGCAGGGGAAAGGCUGAAAAUAGAGAUUGCUACCAUUCUGUUUUGUUUUCAUGCCUAUAUUUUUCCCAUCAUAUUCAGAUUUUUGAGAAAUGGAUUACAAAUCUCAGAAGGAUGGGGUAGGUAGAGGAAUAACUGUACUUACAAGUUAGACCAACUAUUCUUUUAGAGUUUAUCAUGUCAUAGGGAACGGGAAUUGUGUAAUUUAAGAUGCUGGGAGAGUCAAGAAUUUAAAACUUGCAUAGGAAAAUCAGUAGGUUAGGGAAGUAGAUUAUCUACUCAAUGUUCUAAGUACAGAAUUACCUUGGGAGCCUGUAACUCCCCUGUUCCUGUCCCAGGAUUCUGAAUGAAUUAAAGUCAGACCAAUGGCAAGUCCCUGUAAUGUAACUUUCCUUUGAAGUUCUAAAUGGUAAUUGAAAAUAAGGUAAUGUGUUGAAGAGUAAGGAGUGACACUAAAAUUUGAACAGAACUGUUACUUUGUUGUAACUCUAUAUAUCUUAAUUUCUUAUGUUUUGAGAACUACUUAAAAAAUACUACCAAAAGUUCACAUAAAGCACUUAAUAGAUCAAACACCAGAUGAAAAUCAAAGUUUAAUGCUUUCAAAUUAAAGAAUUAAGCUGUUUGCUUCAGAUAGCUGUUUUAUUCUCUUAUAAGGCAUUCUACAAGAAGUUAAGAUGUUUGCAUUUUAAAUUUUUGUUUCUAUGUUUAGGGUGGCUAAGGAGGAACUUGGAAAACAUAAAUUAGCUACUCCACUACACUUUUUGUAUAUGGACUUUCUAAAGUUAUGCUCCUUAAACAGUUUAUUUACAUACACCUAGCUAGUAAAUAUUGGUGGUAUUUAGGGGCACUGACUUGCACAGGCCUUGGGGCAUCAUUCAAAUAGAACACAAUUCAGAGUGUUCGAUACUAACACACUUUGAUAAAUAUUUCAAAAAUUCAAAUAUUUUUCUAACCAUUGGUUCACAUUGCAAUUUAAACAAAAUUAAUGUACUGUGAUCAUUUUACUACUAUUCAGAUGAUGUUGCAUAGCUUAGUGCUUUCAUUUUAGAGUGUUUGAGAAAUUCAGUUCUGAUGACUGUGUGUGCAAGAUGUUUAUGUGGUCCCUGUCAGAAAUAUUAGGGUUGGUCUUGAUUUACUAAGGAGAUGUAAUAUUUUAUUUUCCUUUGAAUUGUUAGGAAUACAGUGACUUGUGUCCUGAUCUGUUGCACGUCGUAUUUUUGCAACAUUAAUGAAUUUAAAUAAAUUAAUUGGAAAGUUU
Messenger RNA from Miniopterus natalensis, 5925 nucleotides. RefSeq names its product BCL2 interacting protein 2 (gene BNIP2). The record is from RefSeq and is a predicted model, not a curated record. Gene Ontology annotation, biological process: apoptotic process. Gene Ontology annotation, cellular component: cytoplasm. Lineage: Eukaryota; Metazoa; Chordata; Mammalia; Chiroptera; Miniopteridae.